UGCAGAGCCAACGCGUGCGACAGAGCCUUCUAUUUAGAAAUAGAAUAUAUGAUAUGAUAGGUCUACCCAUAAUGGCGUUUUUGCUAAAUACGUUUUGGAAACGAAUCAAUAUCAAGUUCUUACAUUUUAUCCACAAACCCUUUCCUCCCUCUCCAUAGUCUUCCCUGGCUGUAUCCUCAACCUAAGCAGGACCAAUGGAGGUGUCUCAUUCGAUCAGGGAGCGGACCAUAGCAGAGAACAGCCUGGUGAUCCUUCUCCAGGGGCUUCAGGGGGAGGUGACCAACGUGGACCUGAGGGAUGAGAGCACAGCGCAGGGACGUGUGGUCAAUGUGGAUGCCUUCAUGAACUUGCGUCUGGAGGAGGUGAAUGAUUGGUUGAUUUUGGGGUAAAACUGUUUUUUACAGUUAGAAACAAUAAUGUUAAAGUACAAAUAACCCCAGAGGAUGACACAUGGAAGCGUUAAAUACACGUAUUUCCAAUGUUCACUCCUCAUAGUGAUGUUGAUAUGUGUUUGCAUGAUUUGAUUUGAUUUUAUGUAUUUAUUUAUUCUAUGUGGAAGCAGCAGCACACUCUUCAAUUGUCCAAGACGAAUUUCCCCUUGGGGACAAUAAAGUAUAUCCUAAUCCUUCCAAUGUGGUCCUCAACCACAGGUGCUGUACCGGGACCGUCGCGGCCGGCUCAGUCAGCUGGCCGAUCUGUUUAUCACGGGCAGGAACGUGCGCUACGUCCACAUCCCCGACCACGUGGACAUCAUGGAGACCAUACAGACCCAGCUGACCAGGAUCAGACGCGUUCGCAACUUUGCCAGCGAGAAAGGGGGCAGGAAGGAGUAUCUAAAGAAAAAGAACUGAACUUGGAAGUGUGGAGGACGUUGUGUUGGCCCCAAGGGGCUGACCUUCUCUAGCCUGAGUUUCAGCUCCUUGUUACUCAUGGUAAUGCCAAACGUGUGGCUUGACAAUGAGCAAUGUAGU
Coregonus sp. 'balchen' is the source of this 971-nucleotide messenger RNA. The record is from the annotation of a GenBank genome assembly. Lineage: Eukaryota; Metazoa; Chordata; Actinopteri; Salmoniformes; Salmonidae.